AUGGCCUAUUCAGCCCACUGUAUUAUUUUUCUAGGCCUGUGUCUACUUUCUGGAAUCAAAUGUUCAAAAGUAGUACUGGAAAACAAUGGAUACAAAAAUCUUGUUAUUGCAAUUAAUCCGGAGGUUCCAGAGAACAGUUUCAUUUUGACAAGAACUGAGGAAAUGGUAUGAGGAGCGUCUAAAUACUUGUUCACAGCAAGCGCAAAGAGAUUUUAUUUCAAAGAUGUUAAAAUCCUAAUUCCAGCCAACUGGGAAACACAUCCUAAUUAUGACAGACCAAUGACGGAAUCGUAUUCCGAGGCCGAUGUGAUCAUUGCUGCCCCUUACAUGAACUAUGGCAAUGACCCCUAUACCCUGCAGUAUGGAGGGUGUGGUGAAGCGGGGAGAUACAUUCAUCUGACACCAGACUUUUUGAUUGAUGAUAAGUUUCUUCGUAUCUAUGGACCAAGAGAAAGAGUGCUUGUUCACGAAUGGGCCCACCUCCGUUGGGGCGUUUAUGAUGAGUACAAUGAGGACAAACCAUUCUACUUUGCCUCAGAUAAAAGCUUUGAGGCUACAAGGUGCUCUGUAGAUAUAACUGGCGUCAUGGCAGAAUGCAAAGAUCCACAGUGUUCUGCAAUCAAACCCUGUGAAAUAGACAAAGUUACAGGAUCACCAACUGAAAAGUGCAAAUUUUUUCCAGACAAAAAACAGAGGACUACAUCCUCAAUUAUGUUUGUCCAAGGGCUUAAUGUGAUCACUGAGUUUUGCAACCAGAACACCCACAAUGCUGAGGCUCCCAAUAUGCAGAACAAGAUGUGCAAGUCUAAGAGUGUUUGGGAGGUGAUUGAACAGUCCAAAGACUUCAAAGCCAGUGUGCCCAUGAAUGAGAAUGCUCCCCCACCGACCACUUUUACUUACCUUCAAGGAGGAGACCGAGUCAUCUGUCUAGUUCUGGAUGUAUCUUCAAAUAUGAAGAUUUCCCAAAGAAAGGAAAGGCUCCGACAGGCAGCAGAGCUCUUCAUUCUUCAGUUCAUUGAAACAGGUUCCUUCCUUGGAAUUGUGCAGUUUAAUUCUAAAGGAAAAAUUCUUCAAGAGUUAACUCAUAUUGAGGAUGAUAAUUUUCGAAUAACCCUUGCAAAUCGUCUACCCAAUCUUGCAGAAGGUGGAUUAAACAUCUGUGAAGGAAUCAGGACAGCAUUUAGGGUCUUCAGGAAUUUUGACCAAAUGACAUAUGGUGAUGAGAUAGUAUUGGCAACAGUGAAGAGAAUUAUAGAUGCGUGGAAUAAGUCACCAAGCAGUAUGGUAGACAGAGGCUUACAGCUUUCAGCAACUGAUAGUCCUGACUCCAAUGGGCUCAUAGAUGCAUUUGCUGCAAUUUGUUCAACAGGUGGACAUUUUUUCAAUCAGACUAUUCAGCUUGAAAUUGCUGGAAAGAAAACUCAAGGCAAAGACUGGCUAAAUGGAACUGUGUCCGUUGACAGAACUAUUGGGAAUGAUACCGUUUUUGUGGUGACGUGGGAGACAAUGGCUACACCUGCUAUUUAUGUAUUCAGCCCAAGUGGACAAGACUACAGUGCUGAUUUUGUAGUAGAUAUGGCCUUAAAAGAAUCUCAUUUGAAAAUCCCAGGGACAGCAGAGACACUGACUAUGACGGUGACAUCUCGUGCAGGAAGUUCAAGUCAGCCUUCAGUGACUGUUAACGCUUACAUGAAUAAAGACAGUACUAAUGCACAAAGUCCAUUUAAAGUGUAUGCCGAAGUGAGCAAAGGAUAUUUACCAGUCUUGGGAGCAAAAGUCACAGCAUCCAUUGAAAGUGAUACAAAUAAAGAAGAGUUUCAGCUAUUGGAUAAUGGUGCAGGUGCAGAUAUCAUCAAGAAUGAUGGUGUUUAUUCUGGCUACUUUUUUAAAUUCAGUGGCAAUGGUAGAUACAGCCUAAAAGUGAAAGCCCAAGGAAUUGAAAAAGUGACAAGGCUGUCUUUCCGAAAGGGGGCCCGUGCCUAUUACAUUCCUGGAUACCAUGAAAACGGUUAUAUUUUCCCGAACCCACAGAAACCCCCUGUAUCUGAAGAAGACCAUCAAAGUGAUUUAGGAAGCUUCACCAGAACCACCAGUGGAGGUGUCCUGGUGGUGACAGGCAUGAUUGGCUUACAAUCUCCUAGCUUCCCACCUUGCCAAAUAACAGAUCUGGAUGCAAAUAUUGAAGGUGAACAGGUCUCUCUGUCCUGGACAGCACCUGGAGAACACGUGGACCAAGGGACAGCCUCAAAUUAUGAAAUAAGAAUGAGUGCAAGUCACAAGGAACUGAAAGAUCACUUUGAAAAUGCCAUACUUAUAAAUACGUCCGGCCUUGUGCCACAAGAAGCAGGCAAAAGAGAAUAUUUUACUUUUAAACCUGAAGGAAUUGUCUUAAAAAAUGGAACAAUAGUUUAUUUUGCUGCAAGGGCUGCUGACACCUUCUCCUUCAAGGCAGACAUUUCCAACAUUGCCCAGGCAACAAUUAUGUUUCCUUACAUUCCUGCAGUGCCUGUGGACCCAGAGUCAACUAUCGAUAUUACAAGUCUUGCUUUGAUUACAGUGGUCUCAAUUAUUGGCAUCUGCAUUAUUGCAGGCGUUAGCAUGUGUAUUGCAAAGAGGAAACAAAGAAAAAGAAGAAGAACAGCUCCAGCCGCAUGA
Messenger RNA from Polypterus senegalus (gray bichir), 2655 nucleotides. Its product is annotated as calcium-activated chloride channel regulator 1-like. NCBI's taxonomy places the organism in Eukaryota, Metazoa, Chordata, Cladistia, Polypteriformes, Polypteridae. The record is from RefSeq and is a predicted model, not a curated record. Gene Ontology annotation, molecular function: intracellularly calcium-gated chloride channel activity.